CGCGUUGAGUCCGUUGCGUCGUCGUAUAUACGCGGUGAAAGAGUUCAUCUUUUGACGUUCUGUGGGUCUUGAAAGGUACAGUUUGUGUCCAGUCUUGUGUGUAAGGUCAUGGGAGACAGAAACGAAGUCCUCGCCAAUUUCCAAGCCCUGAGCAACAUAGAGGAUAUAGCGAUAUGUCUGGACAUCCUGGAAGCAAAGGGCUGGGAUCUCACGGCUGCAGUGAACAGUGUGCUCCCUGAGAAUAACUUUUCUCACUCUACUCCAGUUGUCCACCUACCACCACUACAGGCGCGAGGGGCAAGAGUAGUGGACCUGACUGGGAACGGCACCAGUAGCAGCAGCAGCAAUGGCUCCGUGUCCCAACCCCAUGUCGUGGAUCUGACUCGGGACCCUCUCCAUACAACACACACCCUCCCCAACAACCACCCUCACCCUCUCAUUCCUCGUUUCGACGUGGGUGUUGGCCCCGCCCACCCUGGUCCCGGGCCCAGCAUAACCCAUCGUUUCCCUCCCCACCUCGGCUCCCCGGUUCACUAUGGUCCUCCCGCACUACCCUACCUCCCUCCCUACGCUGAUGAUGACGAGGAAGGAACUGUGCAGUUAAUGGAGGCUGCACUCUCCAACCAAUCUCAGCAGGCCCCUGACCCCCCCAUUACAGUCAGCAGUAGCCCGGCCUCCAGUGCCUACGGAGAUGCCUGCGACCAUCCAAACAACACCGAGGGGGAGGACGAUGAGGAGGAGGAGGAGGAGGAGGAAGAUAUGAUGGAGGACACAGUAAUGGACACCCUCUCACUCGAUGGUGACUUCUCUCACGAUGAUUCCGCCCGGAAGGCCAUGAAAGAACCUCUCAUACCGGAGACCUGUGUGGAGGUGACGCAGGCUCUGCAGUUCUUCACCAGUAGGUUUGAGGGUCGCUACGGAGCCAUCCACCCUCUGUUCUUCAUCGGGGCUCUCAAGGAGGCAGUCCGCGAGGCCACCUCUGGAGUUGGGACUCACAAACCAAUGUUGGUAUAUCUUCAUCACGAUGCCAGCAUUCUGUCCAACAUCUUCUGCAGUAACCUGCUGUGCAGUGAAUCGGUGGUGAGCUACCUGACCAGUAACUACAUCACGUGGGCCUGGGAUCUCACCUCCCCCCGCCACAGAAAACAACUGCUGGAUAUGAUAGGAGAGUGUUUUGGGCAGAUGGCUAAGGCGAGAGUGAACGACAUCCAUUCAGACCAUCUUCCAGUCAUCCUUAUCGUCUCAAAGGUUCAGGGUUCGGUGGACGUUCGAAACAUAAUUCAAGGUGAGACCAAUCUAGAUGGACUGAUGACGUCGUUGAUUACAGCUGUGGAGGAACACAGCAUGCAGAUCGAGACUGAGAAGAGAGAAGAGAGGGAGAGAGUGGCCAGGGAGAUGAUGAUAGCGGAGCAGAACGCAGCGUACCAGGAGUCCCUGGCAGCCGACAGGGAGAAGCUGAAGAAGAAGGAGCAGCAGAGGUUACAGGAGGAGGAGGAGAGAGAAGAGAGAGAGGCCGUGAGACAGAGCAUGGAGAGUGUGGUGCCCGAUGAACCUGCGGCUGACACUGAGGACAAGAUCUCCACUCUCAGAAUCAGACUGCCCAAUGGCAGCACCGCACACAGACGAUUCCUCGCCAGCAACACCCUCCAGGACCUACUGAACUAUAUAGGGUCUAUGGACUUCUCGGUUGAUGAGCACAAGUUGCUUCGAUCAUACCCACGAACUGACUUGAAUUCGCUGUUACCUAAUCUCACUCUGGAAGAACUAGCUAUGUCUAGAAGACAGCGCAAGCCAAACACGGCCUUUAUGGCGGCCGCGGCGGGCUCCUCGGGCUCUACUGUCUCCGAGUCUAUCCUGAGACAAGCCAGGAAAUCCGGUCACCUCAACCUCUCCAGCAGGCAGCUGCAGGACAUCCCGCGGGCGGUGUGGCGUAUCAACAUCGACCCUCCUGCUGACGCGGGCCCAGUCUCAUUCGGGGGGUCGGUGGAGGAGAGAUGGUGGGAGCAGACUGACCUCACCAAACUAAUUCUGGCAGGGAACCUUCUCUCUUCUCUCUCGGAGGACAUCGAGUUCUUGUCUGCUCUGACUGUCCUUGACGCUCAUGACAAUCAGAUAGAGAAGUUGCCGGACUCGUUAGGAAAAUUGCAACACUUGAACAGACUCAUUCUAAGUCGGAACAGGAUCCCCUCUCUCCCUCCCUCUCUUUCCUCUCUCCCCCUCCUCACCAUCCUGAAACUGGACCACAAUAACCUCACUGCACUCCCCGAGACGUUCGGUCGCCUGGCAACACUCGAAGAACUCGACGUCUCUCACAACUCCCUCACCUCUCUCCCUGCCUCACUGGGUGACUUGACCUGUUUGCUCCGUCUUACCGGCUCCCACAACCAGCUUAACACGCUCCCAGUCACCAUGGGAACCAUGACUGCACUCAAGGAGUUGGUUCUGAACAACAACAAAUUGGAUUCCCUCCCACCGCUGUCCAGAGUGUCGAGUCUGCAGAUACUGACUCUUCAUUAUAACUCUCUGUCUCAGUUCCCAGCCAUUGGGGACGGACGGAGACUAAAGGAGCUUCAGCUAGGAGCCAAUAGACUAUCCAGAUUAGAUCCUGUCAGUCUCGUUUCUCUAACCGGUUUGGUCUACCUCGAUCUGCGGGAGAACAAGCUUGGCAGCAUACCAGUGGAGAUAACACAGCUGACAUCAUUGGAGAGACUGGACCUAUCGAACAAUGACCUCCUUGGAUUGCCAAAUGAGAUGGGGCACAUGCCACAGCUGAAAUCCCUACAUCUGGAUGGAAACCCUCUCAAGACCAUGAGGAGAGAUAUUUUACAGAGAGGAACGUUUGAAGUUCUAAAGUACAUGAGGGGAAGAAUUGAGACUCCACCAGAGCACCCAGCACAUAUUACCACCAAGCACACUCCCUCAAGAACCCCUCCUCCAUCGAGGGUGGCUCACCAAACGGCCGCCACGUCUGCUGGUGGUUCUGCCCCGUCUCCUGCCUCCGGUACACCAGACAGUGGCUCAGUGGUGGGAGUUAGCAUUGAUGUCACUCCUGACACCAGAACACUAGACCUCACCCAUGGAAACUUCACCCUCUUGCCUGACAGUCUGUUUGUGCACAGUCAGCUAACGGAGAUAGUUGCUGGUUACAACAGACUCACUGUCAUCCCACCCGCCAUUGGGAACCUCCUCAGACUCACUGUAUUGGACGUCAGGAACAACCAGUUGAAGACUCUGCCGUCAGAGCUGGCCCGGUGCGGCGAGUUGAGGGAUCUCAUCCUCUCCUUCAACAGGUUCUCAAAGAUUCCACCCGUCGUCUACCAGCUCAAGAAACUGGAGCACAUCAUCGCCGACGGCAACCAGAUAACAAGUAUAGACGUGGAGGGACUGAAGCAGCUGCCGAUGAUUCAGACUCUGGAUCUGCAGAACAACAGUUUGGCUCAGGUCCCGCCGCAACUGGGAACCAUCGCCACUCUAAAACAUCUACAGCUUGGAGGAAAUAUGUUCCGUAACCCUCGACCUGCAGUGCUGGCUCGAGGAACAGCCGAUCUCCUCCAGUACUUAAAAGACAGAAUACCAACCUGAGCAUGCACAGUUAUAUAUUCACCUUCAUGUCAUUAUUCUGUGUGGAUAGUUAGAUAUCCACAUAUUAUUAUUAUUGUGUAUAGUGGAGAAUAGGAAACUGGUUGUGAUGUCUUGUAGGAUAAAUUUUUCAUCAGUGAGUUUUAUCUCGUGUUGUAUUAUUGUUUUAAGCACCGUUGUUUGUGUGAGAUGUACAGCAGUGAAAUAUUAAUUUCAUGAGUGGCACUGAUGUGACAUAAUCAUGGACGUUGUGAUUCUGUGUGUGUGUAACUAAAAUUAUGAGAAGUUUGAACACAACACAAGAAGCCAAUGGGUAUGCCAUACAUAGAAAUAGUAAAGCUGCAAGUUGGCCUAUAUUUAUCAUAAUGUAUGGCCUGGGGCUAUUUUUUCAUGUAAACAACAUUGCUAAUAAACAAAGAAGUCAUAAAAACCGGAGAAAAACAUCGUCAGUGAGUGAAUUUGGUGAGGUAGAGAGAAGCAAAGACCAGGGCUCCAUCGUCAGUGAGUGAAGUUGGUGAGGUAGAGAGAAGCAAAAGACCAGGGCUCCAUCGUCAGUGAGUGAAGUUGGUGAGGUAGAGAGAAGCAAAAGACCAGGGCUCCAUCGUCAGUGAGUGAAGUUGGUGAGGUAGAGAGAAGCAGAAGACAAGGGCUCCAUCGUCAGUG
This is a messenger RNA of Geodia barretti, 4242 nucleotides long. NCBI's taxonomy places the organism in Eukaryota, Metazoa, Porifera, Demospongiae, Tetractinellida, Geodiidae. The record is from the annotation of a GenBank genome assembly.